Fonsecaea multimorphosa CBS 102226 is the source of this 1059-nucleotide messenger RNA. RefSeq lists its product as uncharacterized. Bases 1 to 1059 code for a protein of 352 amino acids. Lineage: Eukaryota; Fungi; Ascomycota; Eurotiomycetes; Chaetothyriales; Herpotrichiellaceae. The record is from RefSeq and is a predicted model, not a curated record. The transcript has 4 exons.
AUGACAGACCUCAAAGAAAUCCUGGUUCUGGGGGGAACAGGGGCCCAAGGCGCACCGGUCGUCAAAUCAUUGUCGGCCAGUGGUCGCUACAAGGCGCGAGUGCUCACCCGCAACCCAAAUUCCGAGCAUGCAAAGGCGCUCGCCUCGCUGCCCAACGUUGUCCUCAUGCAGGGCAAGCAAGACAGCCUGAGCGACUUGCGCCGCGCGUUUCAGGGCGUCUACGGCGCGUGGGUCAACAUCGACGGGUUCACGCUGGGCGAAAAGGACGAGCUCUUCUACACGAUCCGGGCGUACGAGAUCGCGCGGCACUACAAGGUCCAGCACUUUAUCUUGGCCAACAUUGACUACUCACUCAAGAAGGCCGGGUGGGAUGAGAAGUACCACUGUUGCCAUAACGACGCAAAGGGCCGCAUGGGAGAUUUCAUCCUCGCACAGGGUCAAGCAGGGAUGAAAACCUCGCUCUUCACAACGUGCCCAUACAUGGACAUGCUCUUCGAAGGCAUGUUUGUGCCGGACCAAAAGCCCAACGGGUCCUUGGUCUGGGCAAACCCAGCAGCUGAUGGGAAAAUUCCACUGAUCGCGCUCGACGACGUCGGCCCAUUCGUCUUGUGGAUGUUUGACAAUCCCGACCGAUCGGCGGGGAUGGACCUCGAAGUCGCCACGGACCAGGUCAGCAUGCAAGAAAUCGCCGACACUGCAGCGCGGGUGACGGGCAGAGAUGCAAAGUUCGUGCGCAUGCCCAUGGACGAGUACCUCCCUAAGGCGGAGCCUUAUCCGGGAGCCCCGGCUGCUUGGGGAGUCGGACCCAACGUUGCGACCGACGAGUCCUUGAUGAGCUGGAAGGACAACUUCAAGGCAUGGUGGCACUAUUGGGGCGAAGGCUUCGGGGCCACCAGAGACAUGGCUCUUCUCGACGAGAUCAACCCGAAUCGCAUCAAGGGGCUGGAGGCGUGGAUGAGGAAAGUCGGCUACGGCGGCGAGCGGCGACCCGUGUUGAAGGAUGUGCAGGACUUGAAGAGCUCGGCGCUGGACGAUGUUCUCUUCAACGUCCGCGGAUGA